Messenger RNA from Impatiens glandulifera, 1164 nucleotides. Its product is annotated as F-box protein CPR1-like. Gene Ontology annotation, molecular function: protein binding. The record is from RefSeq and is a predicted model, not a curated record. The transcript is spliced from 4 exons. NCBI's taxonomy places the organism in Eukaryota, Viridiplantae, Streptophyta, Magnoliopsida, Ericales, Balsaminaceae. Bases 1 to 1164 code for a protein of 387 amino acids.
AUGUCGCCGUUUCCGGAUGAGAUUCUAGCAAACAUUCUUUCCCGAUUGCCUGUUAAGUGUCUGCUCCGUUCAAGGUGUGUAUCUAAACCCUGGCUUGCCCUAAUCAGUAGUUCCUAUUUUAUUAAAUUGCAUCUGAACCGAUCAGUCCAAACCAAGAGCAACCUCGGCCUCCUCAUGUGGAAAGGCAAUUCCUAUAGGGUGAACAAUGAUUCUCUCGACAACGGCGUUCUUCAACCUAUAGAGGUUGAUAACCAUCCCUUGAGGUGUUAUAAGAAUUUUGGGACCUUUGGGGAUCCUGUAGUCUCAGUGGUGAUUGCAAAAGAUGCUAGAGGAGGAGACGCCUGUUUUGAGGUUAAAGUUUAUAGUUUGAAAUCAAAUUCCUGGCGUAAGUCAGAGAAUUGUCUUCACUGUCCGGACUUGAUAAGUACCGGAGGUUCAAUAGCAGGGGGAGCUAUGCACUGGAUCUCAAAUGUGAUAUCAGAUUCAGAAAAGGAAAGCUUGAUUGUUGCCUUUGAUUUUAGGACAAAGAAAUAUAGAUUAAUUCCACAACCAGAGUUUCGUGGUCUUAAUUCUUAUUUAUAUUUGGAUAAUUUAAGAGGAUGUCUCUCGUUAAGUUGUCAAUACCAAUCGAUGAAUGUGGAUUUGUUUUUGUUGAAGGAAUAUGGCGAGAAUAGUGAAUAUUGGUCGAAAUUUGUUACAAUGUCACCUAUAACUCCCUUUGGAAUUGUUCACGUUGUGAAACCUAUUGCCUAUUCAAAAAGUGGUAAAAAAGUACUCUUAGAAGUUUAUUUUCAGAGGUUUGUUUGGUAUAAUUUAGAGCAGGAGUCAGUUGAGGAAAUUAAGGUUCAUGAUAUGGAUGAUUACUUUGAAGUUUUCACUUGCAUGGAAAGUCUCGUCUCUGUCAAUGUUGCAGCAGAUGUAACCAAUGCUAAUGCUAUGAAGAAUCUUCAUGAAAAAGAGGAAAAUAAUAUGAACAAUUCUUUUAUCGAAGGGGCUCAAAAGAUGUCGCUGAUACCAGAUGAGAUUCUAGCUGACAUUCUUUGUCGGUUGCCUGUCAAGUGUCUGCUCCGUUUAAGGUGUGUAUCUAAAUCAUGGCUUUCCCUAAUCAGUAGCUCCCAUUUCGUUAAGUUGCAUCUGAGCCCCAUUUCGUUAAGUUGCAUCUGA